AGCGGGCCUGGCCCCAUUGCAAAGCAUUUCCAGCGGGCUGAAGGAAACGAUGAGCCCUCAAGAUAUUGUCCAAGACGCCAUCCAUAAUUUCUCCCCGACUUACCAACAAUACACGCAGCAAUCCAUGCAGGAGACGGAAGGGGGGCUCGGACAGAACGGCCACACGAGUCCUCCGGCGGAGGCCUCGCAGAGCAAGAAGACAAAGAGUCUCGAGAAACGGAUGCUCAUCGUCUCCGACGACGAGCUGUGAAGAGGCACCUGGAAGGAAGGAGAGUUCGUGGAUUCGAGAGGGCUUCCCGCCUCGCUCCAACCCGGAUCAGAUGGCCUUGUUGAACGAAGCAACCGAGGUGUCUCGUUCUUGUUCUCAAUGACCUAUUGAGGGAAGACCCCCUUCCCCAGACGUAGGGUCAAACUUCCUAAAUACAGCCAGAUCUGCCCUUCUUAUUUGUUGUGGCGGCUGGCAAAAACUCCCGGGAGUUUUUUGAGGCACUGGUUGUUGGUCCUGGGGCAGCCUGAGGGGCCACACAGAAUUUCUCGAGGGACGCAACUCCUCCCAUUCCCAAUGCAUGGCGAUAAUACUGAUUAUUGGCAGAGAAGGGACAAGGCAAUGUAAGAAAUGGACGAAAAUUGGAUGAAACCAACAUUUUCAUUCAAAGAAUUGCAGCUGCAUCCCAUUGAAAGCGGAUUCCCAUUGUCCUCCUUUUUAAAAAAAAUUGUUUUGUGGAUCCAAUCCAUCGGGAUUGGGAAUCAAUAGCUCCGAACCCUGGAGAAAUAAAAGCACAAUUUUUCUUCUUUCCAACGUAAGGUGCUGCAACAGGGUGAGGAAUUAUAGCGCCAGAUUCCUUUGUGAAGUUGCACGGAGGCUGUCGAAGUUUCUGAUUAUAGGACGCACCUUGGAUGUCAGAGGAAUUGUGACCUCAUGUUGGAAAAAAGAGGCAUUGCAUUACAUUGAAAGUGUUAAAUGUACUUCUUUCUAUCUGGAGGAUUCCGAGGGAUGGCUAUGAAUCGCGUGUCAAUCUGUACAUUUCAAAAAAAAAUGUGUAAAUUAUAAAAACAUUUGUAAUACUUUUUCCCACUGCUGUCUAACGCUGACAAAUUUACUUUUGAGAGUAUUCAAAGAGUCAGAGAACGCACUGAUUCGGUGGUCAUUUGGGUUGAAUCUGGGAUGGCCUAUGGUUACUCACUGGUGCUGUAAGUUCAGUGGUCUCCAAUCUUGGCAACUUUAAAGACUUGUGGACUUCAACUCCCAGAGUUGAACUCCACAGGUCUUAAAGUUGCCAAGGUUGGAGACCACUGCUGUAGUUCAUAGUUGAAAACAAAGGAAGUAGCACACCAUUGAUAUAUAAGGGAGAGGAUUUUUAUGGCUUGUCAAAUGCAAAA
This is a messenger RNA of Thamnophis sirtalis, 1380 nucleotides long. The record is from RefSeq and is a predicted model, not a curated record. Lineage: Eukaryota; Metazoa; Chordata; Lepidosauria; Squamata; Natricidae.